This is a messenger RNA of Anopheles stephensi (Asian malaria mosquito), 3590 nucleotides long. Its product is annotated as fez family zinc finger protein erm. The record is from RefSeq and is a predicted model, not a curated record. Gene Ontology annotation, cellular component: nucleus. NCBI's taxonomy places the organism in Eukaryota, Metazoa, Arthropoda, Insecta, Diptera, Culicidae. Bases 654 to 2906 code for a protein of 750 amino acids. The transcript has 2 exons.
CCAGGUCGACGGAGGACGUACGCCGUGUGCCUUUUUUUCGCGCGCUAGCUUUUGGCGGUCGUGGACGCGUUUUUGUUCGCCGCGUGCUCUCAUCCAGGAUUGCUCGCGAUCGGGAUCGCUUUUAUUUUGAUUCGCGACGCAGUGGGACACCGGCCGAGAGCGGCAUUGGACGGGAUAGCUUUUCACAAUUUGCAACCGAUAAUCGAGUGCCGCAAGUCACCCAGACGGCCAGUGCUACAGUUUGUGUGUGAGGUGAAGUUGCGCAGAAAUCAAUAUCUCAGACAUGGGAAAUGAAAAUCGGUGGCCACCAUUAGCAUAAAGCACCAGUUCAAUUGUGGCAGCGGAUUGUGCUUCUUCAUUGUUGUUGGCUUUUGAACGCAUUUUGCCCACCAAUCGAGCGUGGGUGUUGUGAAUUAUUGAUGAGAUGUGCAGUAUGAAUUGAUUGAGAAUCUGUAGCCCCGGGAACCUGAAGAGGCUAAAAGUGUGAGUGUGUGUUUUCGGUGGUGUUGUGAUGUCUAUUUUCUGGCACUGUCAGAUGCAAUGUGUGUUGGUUUUCAUUCCUAGCAAGCGACGGUAAAAGUGAACAAGAUCAACGGAAUUCAGCUGCCGUCGGUAUAUUUGACGUAAGGAUAAGGUCCGUUGCUGUUGCUGCCAUGGAACCGUCUACGAGUCGUUCUUUGCCCAGUCCCCGUGGCAUGCAGGAACCGUGUAGCCCACCAGGAAUACCGCUGACAGCGAAGAGUCCCACAAUGGAAGGAGCCGCCCCAGCAGAUGCGGAGUCUGCAACGGACGCAACGGAGCGCCACACCGUUCCGAGUCCCCACGAGUCCGUUACGACCGUGACGAGUGCGGCCGGCACAAUCUGUGUGGCUGAAAGAAUACAGUCGAUGGCAAACCGGCCGGUGGCGAAGAUUCAGCGACCCAGCGGUGGUACGUUGAAGUUUUCGAUCGCAAACAUUAUGGGACAGGCUGAGGAUCGGGAGGAGGACGGGGAACGAGUAGAUGAUGAUCACGAGGAGGAUGAGGAGGAGGACGAGAUGGAGGAGGAUGUGGAUGAGGAUGAUGAGGAUGCGGUAGUGGAUGUGGCGAGUGACGAUGACACGAUCGAGCUAUCGAUGACGUCGCCCGGUAGUAGUCACCAGUACCGCAAGCGACGUCACGAGAGUCAUGAGAAGUCUAUGAGCCCGGUGUCGGCAGCUGGGUCGAGUCCCUGCUAUGAACCCCCGUCAACGAUGGGUAGCUCUGUGGCGGAAGCGUACGAUUCCGCGUUCAAGAAGUAUGUUCCCAACUCGGUCCAUCAGUUCGUGGCUAGCAAUCGUCAUCAGGAGCUGUUGAGUCAGUAUCCACUGUUGUACUAUCCGGGACAGUUGAUGUGUGCAGCGGCUCAGUACGCCGCCCUAACGCACCAGCACCAUCAGCAACAGCAUCACAAUCAUCAUCAUCAUCAUGCGGCGGCUGUUGCGGCACUCCAUCCCUACGGUGCUCCGGGACGUCUGCACAGUCCAACCCUAUCACCACCACCGACAGGCGCAGGCCUUCAGGGAGCUAGUUCCGUUGUUCAGACAGCGAGUGGUCACAGCCAUCCAGCGCUUAAUGGACGUCAUCUACACGGUGGCUCACAUGGACAUCAUCAGCUCCUGUCGGCUGCGGCAGCCGCCGCUGCUGCUGCAGCUGCUGCCGCUGCUAACCAGAGCAAACCGAGUGCAAAACGUGCGAAUCUGAAUCUCUCAGCCAGCAGUACCUGCUCGUCGGUGAGUUCUAGUGGCAGUUCGGCGGGAGGCUCUCCCGGUGGUAGUUGUCCGGAUGGUUCGCCCAACUCGUCAGCUGCUGCUGCUGCUGCAAUGGCGGCCAAGCAGAAAACGUUCGCCUGUCCCGAGUGUGGCAAGGUGUUCAAUGCGCACUACAACCUUACACGCCACAUGCCAGUUCACACGGGCGCUCGGCCGUUUAUCUGUAAAAUCUGCGGCAAGGGCUUCCGGCAGGCGUCGACGCUGUGUCGGCACAAGAUCAUCCACACCUCGGAAAAGCCACACAAGUGUCAGACGUGUGGUAAGGCUUUCAAUCGGUCCAGCACGCUUAAUACGCACACGAGGAUCCACGCGGGGUACAAGCCGUACAUCUGCGAGUACUGUGGCAAGGGGUUCCAUCAGAAGGGUAACUACAAGAACCACAAGCUGACGCACAGUGGCGAUAAGGCGUACAAGUGCACGAUCUGUAACAAGGCGUUUCACCAGAUCUACAAUCUAACCUUUCACAUGCACACGCACAACGAUAAGAAGCCGUUCACGUGUAAGAUCUGUGCCAAGGGCUUCUGUCGGAACUUUGAUCUGAAGAAGCACAUGCGGAAGCUGCACGAUGUGAGUCUUGGAGGCGGUCACAAGCGGUCGCGAAGUUGUGGUACUCCGCAGCACCAUCGAGGCUCUCCACUGGAUGUUCCGAGUCAGCAUUCCGCGUCGCGGUCUCCUGGACAUCAGCAUCCAUCCUUACCACCACCACCGCCUCCCGCCGCACUUUCAGCACCAACCUCCGCACCAGCAACACCCACUGUGUCUGGCUCGCCCACAACCCACCAUCAUCCGUCCCCGCAGCAUCUUCACCAUUCGCUUCAUCUGCACGGGACAGGCCUUCCCCACGGACCACCACAUCCCCACGGACACGUCAGUGUUGGACCCGCGACGGAACUUCAAUCCCGCUCAUCGCCCGUCCCCUCGUGGUCUAGUGCAUCGUCACUGGCGGCGCUUCAUCACACAGCCGUUGCAGCAGCUGCUAUGCGCAAUGGAGUAAGCGGAGCAGGCGUUGACUAUGGCAGUCCGUUUCUCAUGCCAACCGGACGCCAUCACCACCAUCAACGGCUAGCGGCGGCAGCGGCUGUCACCGACAGUCCCUUCAUCGGGAAGGUGUUCUGACAGAAGUACUACCAGCAUACGUCCGGCAUGAGCUUCGGUGGACUGUCACCAGUGGCGCCACAGCUCACCGCAGCAUCAGCAGCAAUCACUGUGACAGCGGUAGCUUCGGCCGUCGCACCGUAAGAGGGCGCUCUCACUCGAUCGAGCUUCGUAGUAACAGGGCGAAGUGUUCGGGUCGAGGGUUGCUUCGAUUGGCGUGAGGUUUAUCGAAGGAGAUGUAGAGAGUAGAUGAAGUGUGCAAUACAGUGGCGCAAGGGUAAAGUGGUCCACGCCAGAGUGAUUUGAAUGUAGAGAACUAGGCCCAGCGAGAACGAGAGAGAGAGAGAGAGAGAGAAGUGCAUCGGUGUUCCCAGUUAUAACGCGUCGUACGUGUACCUAAGACGUGGUGUGUUAGUGUGUAAGCCGGUGAUAGCAAUCAUCAUGCCCGCGCAUUAGGAAUUUAAGAUUCUAGAGUUUCGUGUACAUUUUUUUGUGUAUGUAUGCCGCGGUGGGAUAUUCUUGUUAGGAAGGCAGGAUCGCAGGACCGAUUGGAAAGAGGCUAGGUAACGGAAGAGGCCGGCGAAUUAAUGGAAUUAAUACGUUGAUCGAUAUUAUUAAUACAAAUCUAUACAUAUAUAAAUUGCAGAAGACUAAAUAAAUCACACGCAUCGGGAUGAUGAUGUACAAUUAUAAAAAGAAACCAAA